AUGACUGUUGAAGGGAGUAUGUUCAUCUUCAUUUUAUUGUGCUUUUUCGUGACUGUUGAUUCAUAUAAAAUACUGGUAUUCUCUCCAAUAAUCAGUCGAUCUCAUAUGAUCUCAAAUGGACGAAUAGCUGAUGAACUGGCUAUGGCCGGCCACGAUGUGGGUUUUCUGGAAGCAGCAUUUAAUGAGAUUUCUGUGCUUCGAGAGCACCAAGAGAUCCUGAAGUAUAGCAGAGCGUACAUUAAGCUAUGCGAUGAUCUUUUGAGUCGGAAAGAAGUAAUGGAAUACCUACGAGGAGAAAAAUUCGACGCGUACUUUGGUGAACACAUAAACCUAUGCGGAAAUGGAAUGGCUUAUGUGUUAGGGAUCAAAUCUCAUUUUUUGGUGUCCAGUUGCCCAAUCAGCGAUUAUAUGGCUUGGAUAUUGGGAAUGACUCAACCCUCGUCCUACAUCCCUUCGUUGAUUGGCAUGGACAUCACGCACAGACCAACUUAUUUUGAAAGGAUACAGAACGUCUGGGCCACAGCCGUGUUUAUUUAUUACACGCACAAAACUGCUCGUGAAACUACCGAAGUGUUCCGACGAAGAUACGGUGCAAACUUUCCGAAUUUGGAGGACAUUGCUGCAGACUCUGACUUGGUAUUCGUGUCGACGGAUGAGUUCGUUGAUAUGCCUCGCCCUACCCUUCCUAACCUAGUUCACAUUGGAGGACUAGGACAAGACGACUCUUCAGGAAAUGGAGGAUUGGAUAAGACUUUCUCCGAGCAAAUGGAAAAGGGUUCAAAAGGCGUAGUUUACUUUUCGCUAGGAACUGUCGUCAACACGUCAUCGUUGCCAGCUUUUGCAAUGAGAGCUGUGAUGGAGGCGGCAAGACAAACUCCUGAUUAUCAUUUCAUACUGGCUGUAGACCACUAUGAUCAGGUGAGUAACACCACAUGGAAGGACAAGUGA
This is a messenger RNA of Cooperia oncophora, 948 nucleotides long. Lineage: Eukaryota; Metazoa; Nematoda; Chromadorea; Rhabditida; Trichostrongylidae. The record is from the annotation of a GenBank genome assembly.